This is a messenger RNA of Bursaphelenchus xylophilus (pine wood nematode), 1069 nucleotides long. Lineage: Eukaryota; Metazoa; Nematoda; Chromadorea; Rhabditida; Aphelenchoididae. The record is from the annotation of a GenBank genome assembly.
AUGACGGAACAACUUGCUGCCCAUCUUCUCAACGCUGCCAAGGUAGUUGAACAGAAGCUUGAUGCUGAAUUGGACCGCCUGGAUCAACUGGAUGAUGAUGAAAUGGAAGAGAUCCGUAGGAAGCGUUUGGCGGAGCUGAGGAAAGCGCAGGAUAAGAAGGCGGUGAGUAGUUUUUGAUGCUUGUUGAAAUUUAGAGACUUCUGAGAAGAGAACGGCGUUUUUCUCCUUGUUUUUUAUGAUCCUUGAUGCUAGGAAUGGUCAGAGGGAAAACUGUUAGAAUAUAAGGGUGAAGUGAAGGAAGAGCGGGUGUUUCGGAUCUUAUGAAUGGAGAAUGCCCUUCCAUCACUUUGAGACUAAAAUUUAACCCAAUUGGGCCAAUGUUCAUUUUUCCUUCAUCAAUUUUCUCUCAAUAACUUUUGGUAUCAAGGAUAAUAUAAAUUCCGUCCAUUUUUUCAGGAACUGGUCAGCAGUGGACAUGGUAAAUUGACAGAACUUGGAAAUGAACGUGAUUUCUUCGAGGCACGAAAGAAAACCAGCAAAAUGGUCUGUUAUUUCUAUGGGCAACAAACCGAGAAGCAUCAAGCUGUGGAGAAGGUCUUGAAUAACCUAGCUCAGCAGCAUUUCUUUACUCGAUUUACUUGUCUUAAUGCUGAAAGAGUAAGUUAAUGAUGUUUCAGUGUGAUUUUGGCUUGAAAGAAUUGUUUUUUGAUGAUUUUUGUUAUAAUUUAUAUUACACUUGGUCAAUUAAAUUUUUUUGCCGGUUUAUAAUUUCUUUUGCUUUCAGAGCCCGUUCCUGGUGGAAAGAUUGAACCUAAAGAUCUUUCCGGUCAUUGCCGUCAUCACCGGCGACAAAGUUGGGGAUUAUAUUCGACUGGCCGAUAAGCUGAACGAUACCGUGGAAAGUUUGGAGCAUUACAUUGAGACCCGCCUGUUCGAAGCUGGUGUAAUUACAGAGUGUCGAAGUCAACCUCCGAAGCAGCAGAAAUCCAAGACAAUAUUUGGAAUGGCACCACUGAAACGAGGCAUCCGGGGUGGGCGCCAUGAUGAGAGCGACGAUGAGGAUUAUUGA